UAUAUAUAUACAUGUCUUCCCUCUUAUCUCUUCCUCACAUUCCUCACCAAACACAAAGAUAUGUCUUCUUUCAAAAUAUUCUUCUUCUCAGCUCUACUCGCGGCUGUGUUUUCAGCCUCGGCAGCUGACUUCAACAGCGACGUCAACGUAGCAUGGGGAAACGGCCGUGGGAAGAUACUCAACAACGGCCAGCUUCUUACUCUCACCUUAGACAAGUCCUCUGGUUCUGGUUUUCAAUCCAAAGCAGAGUAUUUGUUCGGAAAGAUCGAUAUGCAGAUUAAGCUCGUGCCCGGUAACUCGGCAGGAACAGUAACAACUUUCUACCUGAAGUCAGAAGGAUCGACUUGGGAUGAGAUUGAUUUUGAGUUCUUGGGUAAUAUGAGUGGAGAUCCUUACACUUUACAUACUAAUGUCUACACUCAAGGUAAAGGUGACAAAGAACAACAGUUCCAUCUUUGGUUCGACCCAGCCGCGAACUUCCACACUUACUCAAUCCUCUGGAACCCUCAAAGAAUCAUAUGGACCGUCGAUAAUACACCGAUUAGAGAGUUUAAGAACUCUGAGCCUCUCGGUGUUUUGUUUCCAAAGAGCAAGCCGAUGAGGAUGUACGCGAGUUUAUGGAACGCAGAUGAUUGGGCAACGAGAGGCGGUCUGGUUAAAACGGAUUGGUCCAAAGCUCCAUUCGUGGCUUCUUACAGGCACAUUAAAUGUGAUGGGUGUGUUCAUGCUAACGGCCGGUCGUCUUGUAGCUCGACGAGACCAACCUCUAAUUGGUACACUCAACAAAUGGAUUCGACGAGCCAAGCUAGGCUCAGAUGGGUCCAGAAGAAUUAUAUGAUCUACAAUUAUUGUACGGAUAGUAAGAGGUUCCCUCAGGGAAUCCCUCGGGAAUGUGCAACAAGCGCAUAGACUUUCAAAUUGUUCUAUAUGUAUUCUCUAUGUUCCUCUGCUUUCUUUCUAUCCUAUGUGAAUGCUCUGUUACUUCUUUUGUUACUUGUGUUUGAUUCUUUUGAUUGUAUAUCGUUGUCCAAUAAAGCAAAAGGGUGUGUCUACAUAUGUAAGAGAUGUUUGUGAAAAAAAAAAUACUCUGUUUUAUGAAAAUGAUAGUUCUUUUUA
Molecule: messenger RNA, 1116 nt
Organism: Brassica napus (rape)
Lineage: Eukaryota; Viridiplantae; Streptophyta; Magnoliopsida; Brassicales; Brassicaceae
Product: xyloglucan endotransglucosylase/hydrolase protein 24
Exons: 3
Coding region: 61-909 (282 amino acids)
Biological process (GO): cell wall biogenesis; xyloglucan metabolic process
Cellular component (GO): apoplast; cell wall
Molecular function (GO): xyloglucan:xyloglucosyl transferase activity; hydrolase activity, hydrolyzing O-glycosyl compounds
Source: RefSeq, a predicted model, not a curated record